AGCUCAAAGAAAUUCCAAAAAAUAAAAAAAAUAAUCAAAAAAGUUUCCAAAUUUUAGCAAAAAAAGAAAAGAAGAAGCACAACAUAAUCGAUCAAAUAUUUCGUUUACCAAACGACAAUUAAUCAAAUGAUUCGAAUGAAUUAUUAAAAAUUACUAACCAAAACGAAACAAUUCGAAACUUCCUCUCUCAACCUCUUUCUCUGUGAGGCAAGGAUAAAUCUACUCCGUCGUUCAAAAUUCUGUGAAUAGACGACAACAAAAAAUAAUAAAAAAAUAAAACAAAAACAAAAAGUGUCAUUCAAAAUAAAAAUAAUCUUUUUUGCCGAAAUAAAUGUCCAUGUGUGCAUCUGUGUGCAUGUGUUCUCCUCGUAAAUAAUAUAUCUCCGCGUGUGUGUGUGUGUGUCCAUGUGUAUGUGCAUGUGUGUGCUGCCUCCCAAUGAUGAAUAAAAGCAUUGAAAGCCUCAUCCAACACGACAGCGGCAACAUGUCCUCUGAACGUCAGUCUUCCGAGGAUGUACAGGAGUCGACAACCGCCGAGGAUGCAGCCUUGGAUGGUGACGGCGAUUACACCGACGAUAAUAAUUUCGAAUCGAAUUUGAGACGACGCAAGGGCAAGAUAAUCUCGUGUGCCAAGGAGACAAUUGAGAAUGCUUCCCGUCAGCUGAGACGUAAAGUACCCUAUGCCGGUCAUUUGAUGACACCGCGACGCCUCUGGCUAAAUAAAAUACCCACCCAAUGCGAUGUGGUCAUUGAGUUUCCUGAAGAUGCACCCGACGAGGCACUGCGUUGGCUGUUGGCACGCAUACGGUCACAGCCACCGGCCGGUUUGGGGCUGGUGGUGCAGGUGAAGGCCCACGAGAGUUCAAGGCGAAAUGCAUUUUAUAUAAGUGCUCCGACGAAUAUUUUAUUUCGAGCAGCGGAAGAGGCUCGUUUGCCGAAACGUUUACGUCCGGAUCUGGGUGGUGCCUUACGAGAAUUUACAACCCGCGAAAGUCAUUGUUUCCAGCAAAUCAAAAGCGAUGAUGGCAAUACCUCGCUGUUCACCUCCCAGGAGCGCCAAUGGUUGGUGUUACAGGUACUGCAGGGUCUCAGGGCGGGCCAAUCGGACAUAGAGGCCCUGCAAGGUCGAGCAGCCGUCGAGGAGGGCCAGAGUAUUGUGGCCGCCUGGCAGGAAACUGGAUUGAUAAUGCAAAUAUUCCCGCUGCAUGAGACAAAAAGUUUGGCCUCACUGCAGAAGAGUUGGGUCAAGCAGGUCCUGGCCCCGCAGCCUUUGGACGACAUUGCCGAGUAUUUUGGUGUCAAGGUGGCCUUAUACUUCGCCUGGCUGGGCCACUACACCUGUGCCCUGGGGGUGCCGGCGGUAUUUGGCACCAUUUUGUAUGCCUUUCUUUGGGGCAAAAAUCAAAUGGCCCAGGACAUGGGCCAUGUCUUGUUUUCUCUCUUCAAUGUGGCCUGGGCUUCGCUGUAUUUGGAGGCCUGGAAGAGAUAUUCUGUGGAGCUGGCCUUUCGCUGGGGAACGCUGUCCACACCACCGGAGCUAUUAGAACCACCGAGGCCUCUAUAUAAGGGCCCACUUGUUGAGAACAAUGUCACCGGCCGUCUGGAGCCGAAGGAGGCACCCGCCUGGAAGCGUCGUGCCUUUCGUUACCUUGUCAGUUUUCCCAUAAUCGGCUUAUGUUUGUUUCUGGUGUUUGUUGUCAUGUUCCUGAUGUUACGUUUUCAGGAUUGGCUGGAUAAUAAUAAUAUACCCGAUAGUGGAAUUGCCCAAUGCAUGUAUAAUUUGCACAAGGACUGGUGGGACUCCAAGCUACCCGAAACCGGAGUCCUCUGUUGUUUAAGCGUCAUACCCAAAGUUUUGUUGGCUGGCGCCAUUACGCUCAUGGAUGAGGCAUACUAUAAAUUGGCCGUAUGGUUGAACGAUAAAGAAAAUUAUCGCCUGCAGUCAAAGUAUGAAAAUCACUUAAUAGCCAAGGUGGCUUUGUUUCAAUUUGUCAACUCUUUCCUAUCGCUAUUCUACAUAGCUUUUUAUCUGAGGGAUGAGGAGAAAUUGAAGGAGCAACUGGCCGGUCUCUUGAUCUCUCGUCAAAUCAUUGGCAACUUACGCGAAUCCGCUCUGCCCUAUGUGGCCGAACAGGUACGCCUGGCAAAGCUGAGUUUUAAUAUGUGGGGAGCCUUGAGUCCCACGCAAGAUAAUAAUCGCACAUUUGCGGAGAGUGUGGCGGCAGCGGGAGCAGGCUCCACGGAUUCAGAGAAAACCAAACAGCCAAGUGGCACCUCGACACCCCAGCAGCCGGGCACCCCGUCGAAACAGCUGCCGAAGAAACCAUCCACUGAUACGGGCUGCUCAACACCGUCGACGACAACAAGUGCCACGAAGCGUAACAUUGGUCAGGCGGAGAUUGAGAGUUCGUUGUAUAAGUACGAUGGCACCUUUUCGGAUCAUUUGGAAAUGCUUGUCCAGAUGGGUUAUGUUGUGCUAUUUUCGGCCGCCUUCCCACUGGCCGGAAUAUGUGCCCUGAUUAAUAAUCUCAUGGAAAUACGCUCUGAUGCAUUCAAACUGGCCCAUGUACAUCAGAGGCCAUUUGGUCAACGUGUUGCCAACAUUGGAACGUGGCAGAAUGCUCUCAGCCUCCUAUCGCUGGCUGCGGUCAUAGUGAAUUGUGCACUAAUUGGUUUAUCCGGACAAGUGUCUCGUUUGUGGCCGGGUUUGACGACGGCACAGACCAUUAUUUUGAUAGUAACACUAGAGCAUAUCAUGUUGGGUUUACGUUCAGCCUUAACCUGGCUGCUGCCGGAGCUGCCCUCCUGGUUGGCAGCGGAGAUAGCAAGGGCGGAACAUUGUCGCAGGGAGAUGCAGUGUAAGGGUACAUCACCGCGACCCACACCACCUACACCGCCCAGUACCACUUCCACCCAGCCGGAUCAUGAAUUGGCAGCAUUGCAUUUGGCGGAUGUUAAUAAUGGUGGAGCAGCGGCCGUCUCUGCCUCGGCAGCAGCUGCGGUAGCCAAUCAGCAAUCCAUUCAACGGCAGCUCUCCGAGGAUCUGCUCUAUCAACAGGAACUACUCAAGCAGCGAGAAUAUGAGCCCUAUGUAGAUGAGAUAACUCGCUUUGGCCUGCAGCGCAAUGUUGAGGCGGACGUCAAUGUGUUUGAGAAUCGUGACUCAUCGCCGGAUUCACCACCCUCACAGACCAGCACCAUUCUCAUACGCCCCCUGCAUGAGUCCACACCACCGCUGAGUGGUGCCUCGCUGACUAGUCUCAAUCAGGAUGUGGGUCGUUCGCAUAGCGGCGCAUGUAAAAGUUGUAAGCAGAAAAAGAAAAUACCGGAAAUACCCCCAUUUCAUGGAUAUUCAGUUCGUAAUUUAAGCUCCAUACCAAUACAAAGAUUGCACGCUUUAACGGGAGCUUCUGCAAGUUCCUUGGCCUUAAAUACCCGUCAAUGUAUGCAUCUACCAGAAAUACCACCCUUCCGGAAGAAAUCCUCGGAUUCGGCCGAACAUACCGGCAGCAGUGCCAGCAGUAGUCCACAGCGCACUACCACCACCAACACCACCAACAUCAAUUCCAAUCUUAUUAUCAAUAAUGCUAGUACCAACAACAACACCAUUUCCCGCCAACAUCAGUCCCAGCAACAGCAACAGCAAUUGACUUCCCAGUCGCUAGUUGGCUCCGCUGCUUCAACACCCCCCGCAGCCGCAACAACAUCAUCCAGUUCCCCGGCUCAGCCACAAACAUCAACGCAAGACAAGAAAUUACCCACAAUAUCGAAGCUAUCGGAAAUUCCGCCAUUCAAUGCCCGCAAAAUAUCCGCCGAGAGUACCAUGAAUUUGAAUAUAAGCGAUUACAACAAUUACAACAAAAUGCAAAAGAUGUCACGCUUGAUGGUUAUCGAUAGCGUAAAUCUCAAUAGAAGUAUCGAUUGCAUUGCCAAGGAGCUUAAAAGCAAUACAGACACGAUGGAUAUUUUAAAGCCAGCCCCAUCCUGGACUAAUGUGGCCAUAAAAUCGACAACAGCCAUUGCAGCCCAGCCCCUGGUGGCUGUAACUCCCGGUUCCUCGUCCACCGGUCCGGCAGCACAACACACAGUCGCCUCAUCCUCUUCCUCGUCCAGUGGCGGAGCCUCAUCGUCGACAACAGCCACAACGCGAGUGGAGAAUUCACGUCCCAGUGUAGGGGCCAUAUCAACCACAUCGACAUUGUCGUUCCAAUUGAAUCAGCAGCAACAACAAAAGGAACAACAAUCAUCGCAACAAAACGACAAGGAGCAGGCCUCAACCUCAACAGGAUCAACGAAGGCAAAUGCUUCCGCUGGCCAGGCAUCGGGUGGCAAUACAACCGAUGAGGAGGCCAAGGCUGCCGAAUUGGCCGCGAAGAAAAAUCGUCUCAAACAGAAGCUGGUAAAAAGUGCCCGAUCCGUGGCCAUAUUUUCCUUGAAGUUGAAGGAGAGGCGUCAAAGGGAGGCUGAAAAGGCGGCCACGAUAGCAAUAGAGCAUGCCAAGGCUUUAGCUAAACUACCGCCUCUCCCCCAGCCGGGUGGUGAACUCUCCCUGAUACCCAUUGAACAACUCAUACAAAUCGAGGAUAUAAAACCACUUUUGAAAUCUCCACCUUCCACGAGUACCAGUAGUGCAUCAGCAGGCCCUGGAGCUCCGUCGGCGUCCACGACCAUUGGAUCCUCCUACUCUUCGGCGACAAAUGCUAACUUGAAUACAACAACCUCAACAACGACAUCGUCAUCCUCAGCAGCUUUACUGGCGGCAGCAGCUGCCCAUUUGCAACAUCAGCAACAACACCAGCCGCCGGGAUCGGCAUCUGGCAGUUUUUAAAUUAAAAUUACAAAAACAACAACAACAAACACAAGAUACAUACAUAUAUACAUAUUUGUUAUAGAUUUAGAUGUAAGGCUACGUUUUACCAAAAAGAAAAUAUGACAAACGGUAUCAAACUUUUUUUGUAAAUAACCCCCCCUAGGAGAUUGAGUAGAAGAUUAAAACAAGAACAACAACAGAAACACGUCAUAUAACGCUUUAAGUAGAGCAAUUAGCAAUCAUCUGGAUAUGGAAGGUCUAUAGAAGGUCAUCCAUACAGAGAAGACCCAUAAAGGGUCUUUUAUCCAAGGGUCUUUGGUGUAUAGGUGACCCCUGUGGACCCCCAUGUCGGGUAUUGUAACUCUAGAUAACCCACAGAAAGUAUUCUCUAGCAAAUAAAGUGACUUAAAAUACAAACGAAGAACAUAACAGAACAGUAUCAGAACAUUACAGAAUUUUGACUCAAAACAUUCUUAACAAAUAUUACACUUACCGAAAACAGAAUAGGUACAUAGUUUAGUCGAUAGAAAUGCAACAACACAAACCUAAAUAAAUUUCGAAAUAGUUGAAAGGAAAAACUAACGAAACUUGUAUUUUAGAUGUAGGAAGUUUAGAUUUAGAAGAAGAAAAAAAAAAAACAACAAACUCUUGAAGUUGAAACUUAUGAUGCUGCGCAAAAAAAUAGUCUUUAAAAAAUAAUGUUAUAAAA
This is a messenger RNA of Musca domestica (house fly), 5519 nucleotides long. It is a transcript of the gene wwk, whose product is annotated as serine-rich adhesin for platelets. Bases 437 to 4828 code for a protein of 1463 amino acids. Gene Ontology annotation, molecular function: chloride channel activity. Lineage: Eukaryota; Metazoa; Arthropoda; Insecta; Diptera; Muscidae. Gene Ontology annotation, biological process: chloride transmembrane transport. The record is from RefSeq and is a predicted model, not a curated record. Gene Ontology annotation, cellular component: plasma membrane. The transcript has 18 exons.